ACUACGUUAGCGAUCGUCCGGUUGUGUUUGCGUUUUUGAUCUGAUCUACCUAACUAGUCUAACUAGGACAGUCACAUACACAUAGGUACAGCUCCAUCACCAGCACACGGCCACGGACACUGCACGGGUCUCGGGACAUUCAUCAACGACAUCAACGACUUCAUCCCCUCCAUCCCGACCAGCAGCAAGCAAUCAAGCAAGCAUAUCACCUGACACCUCACACUGACCCCGCCCCCGCCCUCCCUGUCCAUCGCAAUGCCGGAAAUCGAAACCCUCACGAUCACGGCGCCGUACCUGCCGGUCGCCUGCGCGCUCGGCGAAGGUCCCUUCUACGAGGAAGACACGGACGUUUUGCGCUUCGUCGACAUCAUCCGGAAGGAGGUGCACAGCGUGUCGCUCGCCGCGGGGCCGGCCUCGCACAAGGUCGUUGUGCUCGAGGAUAGUGUUGGGAUCACGGCCGACAUCGAUGGCCGCACUGACGAGUACAUCGUUGCCGCGAAGUAUGGCUUUGCCACGCUGCGCAGGGACACCGGCGAGUUGACGUAUGUCAAGAAGGUGUACGAGGAUGAGCCUGAGAUGGCGGAGCGGAUGAGGUUCAAUGAUGGCGCCGUCGACUCCCGCGGCCGCUUCUGGGCCGGAUCUAUGAACGACUUCCAUGUCAAGAACCUACAAGCAGAAGGUUGUGUCUUCCGCUUGGACCCCGAUAUGACGCUGCACAGGAUGAUCGAGGACGUAUCGAUUCCGAACGGAAUGGGAUGGAGUCCGGACGACAAGACGAUGUACUUCACGGACUCUCCGUCGCGGGGGAUCUACGCGUACGACUACGACUCGCCCACGGGGGCGCUCAGCAACCGGCGGGUAUUCUUCCAGCUCGCCGCGGACGAGCCCGGUGUUCUCGACGGCUGCACCAUCGACACCGACGGGAACCUGUGGACUGCUGUCCACGAGGGUAGCAGGAUCCUGAAACUCUCGCCGCAGGGUGAGGUGCUGGCGCACGUCACUAUGCCCGCUUGGAAGAUCACCUGUCCUGCCUUCGGCGGUAGGGACUUGGAUAUAAUCUUUGUUACCACUGCGGGCGUGGACGACGGUGAGGAGACGCCAGAGGGAUCGGGACAUCACGGUGCCGUCUUUCAAAUCAAGGCGGGGGCUAAGGGUGCAAGGUCGAACAAGUUUGGUGCGUUCUAAAGGAGGAAGAGGAAGAGGAGGAGGAUGAGGAGGAUGAGGAGGAUGAGGAGAAGGGGGAGAACGAGGAGGGGAGCGGUGCGGAUGGGAAGCACGCGAUAUUAGAGGUCAUCAAGCAGACCACGGAUGUUGACGGAUGGUAGUUUCUAGCGAGAUUUGGAGGGGUGGGGAUGUUUAUUGUUUGUUUGUUUGUUGGACUGGUCAGAUGUUUACACACGAGGGUGGGGGUGGAGAUGUUUAUUAUUUCGCGCACGGGGGUUGGGCAAGUAUUUCCGGGCCCAACAUUCAACUUUGGGCUAUGGUAUGGUCUGCUUGAUUGCUGGUUGCUGGGAUGGCUUUUAGACUUAUACACACAUACCGUACCCAAGUACCCGUAUAGAGAAGUGGUGGUGCUGGUCACUGGUGGGGCAGGCGUCAAACAUAGAGUACGCAAGUCAUAGAUGCAUACGCAGGCCGCUUAACCCCC
Tricharina praecox is the source of this 1648-nucleotide messenger RNA. Its product is annotated as putative calcium homeostasis protein Regucalcin. Lineage: Eukaryota; Fungi; Ascomycota; Pezizomycetes; Pezizales; Pyronemataceae. Gene Ontology annotation, biological process: L-ascorbic acid biosynthetic process. The record is from RefSeq and is a predicted model, not a curated record. Gene Ontology annotation, molecular function: calcium ion binding; gluconolactonase activity. Bases 256 to 1185 code for a protein of 309 amino acids. The transcript is spliced from 7 exons.